CAGCUGGCCAGACAACAGCUCCAAGAUGAAAAGUGGCAGCCUGUUGCCCUGGCGGUCAGCUCCGUGGACCAGCGCCUCUUGCUUACAUUGUCCAUGUGUUCGCACACAGCUGCGCCUUUUCGAAUUCUACUAAUCUGUGUUUGAUGUAACGGCAGGUAUUAUUACUGUGCUAGUAUCAUUAUUAUCACUAUUCUUCCUGAAUUAUGCUGGCUGAAUGCCGGCCAGUCAAGCACAUCACUCAGGCAUCGUGCCCAGCAUACCCUCGCCACAGUGGAAACCAUGACACCAAAACCCACUGUUGACCAGGCACGGAUCCGAGACACAUUCCUCGGCCUUCUGGAAUGUUGCCUAAAUUGGCACUCCACACGCCAAUCUUGCCAUUCGAUGGCGAUUGCUGUACUAUCGGCGGAAUUUUUGCAAAGCGUGAUGUGCACGGGACCCCGGGAAGGCUUCGGGCCAUGUUCAUCCAGGUCCGCUUGUGAAAAUAUUCUCCUUCGCCAGGGGCCCAGCCUACGGGCCUACAACAUUGUACAUUUUCAUGGCGCUGACCAAAAGUGGUGUCCAUAGACACGUGUGCGACAACAAUGGUGUAGUUACUCCAUCGUCUUUGCGACAUUUCAUGUAUCAGGAAUGAGGACCACGUACAAUAAUGGACCCGACGGGUCGAACUGCGAGGUAUUUGGCCGGGACAGGCCAUGGCUUGUGUUAUCGGACCUUCUUGUCCUCUACAAAGCCGGUUGCUCGAACACGCCUGUCUCGUGUCUUGGUCAAGUUGGUAAGACCAAGAUCCCAGCCGGCUCGUUCGGCUUGCUCCCGGAUCACGCUCCACUGCUCACGAUUUUCGUGAAGAGCAUCGGCGAGUAAUCGAAAGCAGCGGCGAUGGCGGGUAGUCAAAUACGCCGAUGCUGUCUCAGGAGCAUUAUCUGUCCCUUGGCACUCGUCUACUCUUUCUGAGACGUCUCUGCCUGUAGCCUGGGUGAGAGUCCGCGCUUUCACAUAACAGCGAAGCAUAUGACAUAAGCCUUUGGCUUGUGUGAUUCCGGUUGCUGUGUCCUUCAACAGGACCAAUGCUUCGCCAGUUUCGAUGUCAAACCAGAGCAAGUAAUCCUCGUCGCAGAAUAGUUGGACCAAGUGGCCCACAGUGCUAGCGGGUUGCGACGGUUGAUCCGCUCCGGCAUACACCCUAUGCACCAGGUCCUGUACACUAGAACCAACCUGGAAAUAGCAGGGCUCAAGACCAUAGAUGCCGCGCGAGGCUGCUGGCCAGCCUAAGACGGUCUCUUCCUGUGCGACUUGCUCCAUGUCCAAGGUUCGACCUUCAAGUGCUGCACGAAAGAAGACCAGAGCCCUGUUGGUGUUGAAGGAGUUGAGUCGCACGCUUCUCACAGCUUUCCAGUUGGCCCAGAGAUGGAGAGCCAGGAGCGGGACCAGCCAUGACCACGUCGCAAGAGUGCCAUGGACUUUGCUGACAACCACACCGCCCACCCACAUGCCCAGCAGACUGAUCACGGUCUCCUGACUGCCAUCUUUGGCAUUCAGUUCUCCUAUAUUGCCAGCCUUUGCAAAGUGAGAGCUCAAGAUGGCCUUGCUGCUCCCACCGGCAACCCCGCAUACUGCUCGACACGCGUUGCUCAAACAUAAAGUGACCACCCUGCCCAAUAUUGGCAUCGCAGGGCUCAUGCAAUCGAGAACAAAGGCAACGUCGUUGACUAUAUCAGCAAAGAAUCGGUAGAACUUGACCUCGGCUUCGAUGCGCUGGGAGAACUGAUGAGCGAACAAAAUCGUGGCAACCCGACCGACGGUCUCUUGAGCGAUGUAUAACAACAUGGUGGUCAGGACUGAUGCCUCUUCGGACCCGACGCCCAUCCCGACAAAGACUGCUCUCGAUGCAAGGAGACCUGCAAUCGUGGACGCGAAUGCCUGCAGCGAAUCGUAUAUUUGAUAUGGUGUGUAGUCUGGUGUGACAGUGGAGGGAUAUCCUGCCGGAAGAAAGGGGCUCAUGCACUUGUUCAGUAUUGAAGUUCCUGUCCUCGGAGAGCUGUACGAGGGCGGAAGAGACGUUUGUAGUCUUCCAGUCUCAGGAGAACACCUAAGGACGGCUCUUGGGCGACCAUCGGAUCCCAGCUCCUCUAUUAUUACGGCCUGGGGCGGUAUUUUGGCCAUCACGCUCUAGGAGAGAUAGGCUGCCCGGCUUCUUGUAUGGGUUCCAUGGAGAUUCCCUGCCGUCAGCGUGGGAGGAACGGAUACAGAUCACUUACUUCGUGACCAUGGAUUUCUGCGCGUAAGUGCACAGAUUCAGUCUUUCGAUUCAAAGCAAGUGCGGUGUGCCAUGGUGUAUCAGACGCGUACUGGGUUCAAGUUCAAGGUCGUGGUGGCAGGGAAACAGCACUUCAAGACCAUAAAAUCCGCCAUAGUAUUACGUUCAGGCGCUAACACAUUAACGCCGCAAAUCGUGGCAGCUCAAAGUCCAACGAAACGAGAAGCUGGGGAGGCCAGUCAGCUCUACAAAAGCUUUGGACUACGCUUUCAACCGAAUAGACAGAUGGCCAAAGGUUAGUACUGUAUCUGCGGACGCGGAACAUUUCAUAUAUAAGGGCUGGAGAGGGGGCUUCCGAUCAUGGGCAGCGAUUGCCCACGAAUUAUGCUCUCCCUGUUGAGAGUCCUUCGAGGAUGAACCUGACGAUCAUGUUGGCGUGUCGCGCGAAUCCCCAGUAACCACGAUCCAGGCUAUCCCCUCGUUGCGUCGCAUUGUCAAACCCGAAGAAUCAAGCUCCUGAACGCGUUGGGUUGAAUCAAGCGCCAGUCAUGGCGUUAGUGGAUGCCGAGCAGCAGUUUGCUCCUUCUUGUCGUGGCAGCCUUAUGCUCCUUCCAUGACUGCCAUUUCCCACGAUGAAAGCUUCAAUGCCAUUCAAGUUUUUCAUCAUGUCUCCGGAGCGUGUAUGUAUCAAAGCCCUGGGUGAAGUCCCUCCUCCCUUCUUUUUCCAGCAGAUUCUUCGUGCAGACACAGAGCUUACCAGUGUACAUUUGUUGCCUUUCAUCCAAUUUCAUUUCAUCCCAUUUUCCCGUGUGACGCCGCAGAUAUGCGUGGCAUCAAACAGCUCUUUUCUCCCUUACUAUGCUGUUUUGGCCUUCGUAACCCGGAGGAGCCCCCAGCGUCCGAUCUGCGCAAUCUUAAGCAUCCGGCCUCUGUUCUGUCAGUACAAUUACCUGCCACGACCGUUCCCCAUGCGCCCGGCCCUUCCCCGUCGAAUGUCGCAGAUAAGGAUGCCUUGCGUCAAAUCUUUCGGUCCUCGCCCUCCGUGCGCGGAUAUCGCACCGCAUCCCAAUCCUCAGCCUUGCCCGUCAAGAGACAAUACUCUCUUGAUGUCGACUUCAAGUUUGGGCCUACAGGGCCCGAGCAGAAGCAGCCCGGAAGGUUGGAACAGCUGGGCAGCCAUAUCAGACAGAAGUUGUCGGAGUCAAAAUUAAGCAAAUCCAGCUUGAAACAGCACGUCUCGGGUGAAACUGCUCGCGAAUCGUCUGGCAUGUCCCUGCAACCACUGGGAAUGGACAUUCCGGAAGCUGGUGUAAGCCAACGGUCUACCGGUCUGCUUGAACUCUUGAUGUCCCGCGCAGGAAGUGAGGCCGGGUAUGAUAGUGAUGCCAGAAGUAUACACACGGCUAUGCUCACGGAUGGUGACGCCGCAGUAAAACCCAGCUCCCAGUCGCCAGCUAAAAUCGAGAUAUCCUGUGACGAUUCAGGAUUGGCUGCUGGAAUUGCAGCAGCGGUGGCCCAAGGAGAGCAAGGCGAAGAGCUGGCCACAGACCCGGCCGACACGAACCGCACCACAGACCCCAGCUCCUCGAAGCCGUCAUUCGUCGGAAUUGUGAUGGAGGAAUACAAACGAUCGCCAACCAAGGCCCUGCAGCGGCUCAGCGAAGGACUUGCAACUGGAACUAUCAAAUUACCCGAUGCACCUGACUUACUGGACGGCUCCCAGAAAUGUGCAGAGGAGAAGAUGGAUGAUUUGCCUAAGCGAGAUAGUCAACAGUAUGAUACGGAAUUCAGAAAAGCGCUGAGAAGGCUGGCUGCCACUGUUAGAAAGGCAGAAAGCCUUACUACGCAUGAUGGGAACUUCUGUGACGGCCUGCUCCCGAAUCUGGAUCGCAGCCUAAUCUGCUUCAUCUCAAAAUUCGGCGAACAUGACCUGGAGGACUCCAUUGAGAGAACGUCUUGCAAAGAAGGCAGCGUUGGCCAAGAUCGAGUGCCACGACAAGUUGGAAAAGCUGAACAAGGCUCGGCGAACGCAUCGAUCGCCCCUGAUCAAGGUGGUCUGAAGAGGGACAUGCCAUCACUUGCAGACUCUGACCGAAGCUCGGUGCAUCUCUACAAUAUGAGGAUAUCCCAGCAACUUGCGAGUCCUUCCAUCACAGCAGACGGCUCCAGACCAGAAACAAGCCGCACAAGCAUUGAGCAAUACAAGAUUCAGUCUGCUGAUGCAGGACCAGCUAUUAGUCGGCUAUCGUUGAGCGAACGACAUCCUAGCUGGAUCGCAACUGAGCACAAUCGACGACCGUCGGAUCCCCGUACUCGGCGACUUUUCGAAAAUGGCAUCUCCACGGAAAAGGCCAGUUCCCAAUUGAAGAGUGUGCUCUCUGCUGGUGCGUCCGCUUGUUAUGAACCCGUAAAAGGAGCGGUCACCCGUGAUGACGCCUCUUCCUUCUACUGGAGUGAUGGCGAAGUGAGUAGCGGCAAUAGGAGAACACCAUCCAAUCCAAGACGGAACCCAAACAGCAUCGCAGUGGCCGGAAGAUCAGAUUCCAUGAGUCUGCCUGCGAGGUCAUCCGGUGGCAGCAUAGCGCAUGCCUCGGUUGCCGCAGAGAAUGCGUGGUUUGGACGGAACUCUUCGCAACUGCAACGUCAGGGCGAAGGCAACGAUCGUUUACAGGCCUCUACGCAGAGGCAUCGAAGUGCAAGCAUGCCCACCGGUGACAGGCCACGUCCUUCAACAUCGAUACCUAUCCGAAGGAAGUUGCAGCUCCACUCGACAGAGGACGAUGAGGCCUUAAGUGAGAUUAGCGCAGAGCAGUUACAAGAUGCUAGGAGAGAGCGGCUUACAGAGCUCAGUGUCCAAGCAGUUCAUGACUCGUACAAUGAAAGGAUGAGCGACGUGGGCCCUGCCAUACUAUCCUCUAAGGGGAAUGAAAAACCUGCCUGGCUAGAGUUGGAUCCCUUUUGGUCCACAGAGAGACGGCCUCGUACCAGUUCUGAUCCAUUCCCAAAUAAUGGACGUCGAAGGACAAUAUCUGGCUCUGGGAGGACUCCGCUCAAGGGCAGCGAGAUUUUAUCCCAAGAGACCACCACCGACAUGUGGCGGCGGACGUUGAAACGUGCAAUGGAAGAGCCCAACGAGACAUCGUUGGGUGGGUUUCUUACGGCACCAAAAUUUGAUCGUGAGGGCCGGCGGAGAAGUUCAACAUCUAGCCAUCACAGCGCAACCGCAUGUGAUAGAGACACCACAACGGCAGAGCAGAUGGAUGUUCCAGACACCAGAAUCCUGCAUGUGGACCGCAAGUACCCAGCUUCUGCGGGCGAGGAGAAGACCGAAGACUCGUCCGGCCAACCACGUGGCGUAGGGUUGAAGCGAAGUAUUCCCAAGUUGACCGUUGGGCGACCGGUCAAAAAGAAGUCUUCGGAGAAAGCUGUUCUCAAGAAGAGGAGCAUAUUGGACCUCGGCAAGAGGUUCACAAUCGUCAGCGGGACGAGGCAAGACGAGAGACGUCACGGAGCCGGUACUCAAUUUCGAGAUCUGCUGGGUUUAUGGGGUCGAUUUCCUAGCCACUCGCGAGAUGUGAGGAGUGGUUCUGCUGGCGAAAGAGAUGGUGUUGCAGUCCGUGAUUUUGCUUUGGAGUGCGUUGACGAAAAUGCAGCGCAGGCGAUCUGGAACCGGUCAACCCUGACACUGAGCUUACCUGCCCCACCAUCUUGGAGGCGACUGCCCUUUGGGAGGAAGGGUCGCAUCGACAAAGGGAAAAGCAAGAGUCUGGAUCUGCUGCGGAGUAGCGUGAACGAGCCUCAAUUUCUAAGCCAUGGCACCAGGAAGGGUGGUAAAGGGUUUGUUGGAAGAUGGAAAAAGAUAUAUCGGAGCAGCAGCUCCGAGUUGAGGGCGUAUAUGCAGACCUAUGGACAUAGGAGCAGCAUCAGCAUGAGUGGCAGCGUUGAAUAUCCAGAACUGGAAAUCAUACCGGGACAUGACGGCAGUCGUGACUCUCGACCUCUUCGAUCAGGCUUGCAAGGAAACCAAGCUGCGACCCGGGAAUUGCAACAUGGUCGUCUUGUAGGCAAGCAGUCUUUCACCGGUACCCGCGGAGACGAGCCAAGGGAAAACACAGGUGCUUGGACGAACAUGUAUCGGGAUUGUGUUGGCAGUCUUUCCGCACUGAAGAGUGACGUCGACCUGCAGCAACUCAAGCACAUCGAUGGGGAGCAUCAGGGCCACGACAAACAAAGCAUUGGCGGAACGCAAAGCGCCGACCUACGGAGCAGCACGGUGGAUUUUGAGGUCCAGCUGGGCCGACAACACGAUUCGGUAAGGGAAGGAUUGAUUCGUAAGAUUGAGGACAUGGGCAGGGAAAGCUCAGAUGGUAUACUGGCGAAGUCGAAACAGGGCAAGCAUGUUAAGCAGGAUUAGUUGGGUCACGACUCACGGGCGUAUGUGGCGAUCGAGAGGCAAAUAGCAGGCAAGAAGUAGUAGUAGUAGUCAAUGAUUAGCACCGUAUCUUAGCAAGGCAGACGAUCAGGACGCAAGUAAGCAGGUGUUGAAUUGUAGUAGGAGUCGAUGAAUAGAAAUGGAAGACGACGAGGCCAGGCAGGAACAGCAACAGGAAUCGCAGACGCACAGGAGGAGGAGGAAGAUUAGGAACUCUAGUACGAAUAGAGAGGAGGAACAGAGCGGAACUACUUUUAUGGACAAACCAUAAUGAAUUUUCUGUCUCGGAAGACUAUUUGCAAGACCAUCUUAUCGGUUACCCACCCGGAGGGGCUCCGACAGAGGAUGGUCUGAGUACUAACUGAGAAAAGCAGAACAAGCCACAUUUGCAAGACCAUCAUACCGGUUACCCACCCGAAGGGGCUCCGACAGAGGAUGGCCUGGAUACUAACUGAGAAAAAGCAAAACAAGGCGAAUCAUAUCGGUUUACCCUCCCGCAGGGGCUCCGACAGAGGAUGGCCGAAAAGUUGAAAGCAGAACAAGACAUAUGAAAAAAG
Exophiala dermatitidis NIH/UT8656 is the source of this 7246-nucleotide messenger RNA. RefSeq lists its product as uncharacterized. The coding region runs from base 3081 to 6671 and encodes 1196 amino acids. The record is from RefSeq and is a predicted model, not a curated record. Lineage: Eukaryota; Fungi; Ascomycota; Eurotiomycetes; Chaetothyriales; Herpotrichiellaceae. The transcript has a single exon.